Hyposmocoma kahamanoa is the source of this 864-nucleotide messenger RNA. RefSeq lists its product as uncharacterized. The record is from RefSeq and is a predicted model, not a curated record. NCBI's taxonomy places the organism in Eukaryota, Metazoa, Arthropoda, Insecta, Lepidoptera, Cosmopterigidae. The transcript has a single exon. Bases 1 to 864 code for a protein of 287 amino acids.
AUGAGCGGGUUGAUUAAAGGAUCUGAAAAUCAACCAAUCGCUCAACAGACAAAAUUAGGGUGGAUUUUGUCUGGACCAGUACAGUCACCGCUUCAAUGCAGCGUGGAGAUCAAUAACAUUGAAGAUAUCUCUGCAUAUUGGGAGGUGGGAGAAAUAGCGAUUGCCUCUAUCGCAAUGACCAGAGAAGAGCAGUUUUGCGAAGAAUUAUACGUCAAGAUCACAAGGCGUCUACCAGAUGGAAGAUACGAAGUCCGUCUGCCCUUAAAAAAUAGUUUUGAAAAUGAGCUCGGCCAAUCUAAAGCCUGGGCAGCAGCACAAUUUAAACAGUUGGAAUCACGUCUAAUGAGAAAUCCACAUCUGCGUGACAGCUAUCAAAAAUUUAUGCACGAAUACGCAGAUUUAGGGCACAUGAUAGAAUGCAAGGAGCGCAAAGAGCAUAUGUGUUACUUGCCACAUCAUGGUGUAUAUCGAGAGGAGUCUACCACUACUAAACUUUGUGCAGUUUUUAAUGCAUCCUCGCCAACAUCUAAGGGAAAAAGCCUCAAUGAUCUCAUGGAGUGUGGCCCGAAACUACAGAAAGACAUACAAGAUCUUUUACUUAGAUGGCGUAUUUACCAAUACAUAUACACUGCAGACUGUGAAAAAAUGUAUAGGUGUAUACUUCUACAAGAAGAUCAGCAACAUUUGCAAAAAAUCUUAUGGAGAGAUAAUCUUGUGGAUAUGGACAGGCUGAAAGAAUAUCAAUUAUGUACAAUUACAUAUGGCAUGAAAGCUGUGCCGUUCUUAGCUAUGCGCACUAUGCAAGAAUUAGCAUGUGAUGACAAAGAGAAAUACCCAUUGGCUGCUGAAGUGUUGCAAUGCUAG